Stegastes partitus (bicolor damselfish) is the source of this 5998-nucleotide messenger RNA. RefSeq names its product metal-regulatory transcription factor 1 (gene mtf1). The record is from RefSeq and is a predicted model, not a curated record. Gene Ontology annotation, cellular component: nucleus. The transcript has 11 exons. NCBI's taxonomy places the organism in Eukaryota, Metazoa, Chordata, Actinopteri, Pomacentridae. The coding region runs from base 147 to 2630 and encodes 827 amino acids. Gene Ontology annotation, biological process: regulation of transcription by RNA polymerase II.
UGUAUGGUAUCCUAGGGAGGGGAUAGGAAGAAAGUGCUCAACAUCCACAGCAAAAGGGAUAAGGCAUACAUUUAACAAAGGGUGAAAAACAUCGACAGUGUGCGUGUACGGUCCUCCCUGCCAAGGAGGGAGAGGCACCAGGGACCAUGAGUGAGAAUGGCCCUCAUACGGAGGCGCCUAUGUACUUUGAGGUCGAGGUGGAUCACCUGGAGCGGGACGAUGAAGAAGAAGACGACAAGAUCCACUUUGACAAAGACGAUGACCUGAUCGCUGAGCCUUCGUCGUCCACCGGUCGGGUGUACGACCGCACCACGGUGCUCAUUGAGCGGGACCCCAUCCGUCUGGAUGAGGAGGGUGAAGAGGAGGGUCACUGUGGAGGGGAUGAAGACGGAGUCACCUUCCUGACCGAAGGGGAGGGCGAUGGAGACGAGGAGGAGGGCUCGCUUACCUUUAUGGCAGACCCUGAUGGGAUGUCACAGGGUUAUGUGCAUCACACGAUUUCUCCAGACCAGAUCCAGUUCACAAUAAACCCAGGCUCCACCCCCAUGCCACGCAACAUAGAGGGGGCUACGCUUACCCUGCACUCUGAGUGCCCAGAGACCAAGCAGAGAGAGGUGAAGCGCUACCAGUGCACAUUUGAAGGCUGCACAAGGACGUACAGCACGGCAGGAAACCUGCGGACACACCAGAAGACACACCGGGGCGAGUACACAUUCGUGUGUAAUCAGCAGGGCUGUGGAAAGGCCUUCCUCACCUCGUACAGCCUCAAAAUCCACGUGCGUGUCCACACCAAGGAGAAGCCGUUUGAGUGUGACGUGCAAGGCUGUGAAAAGGCCUUCAACACGCUGUACAGACUAAAAGCACACCAGAGACUUCACACAGGCAAGACGUUCAACUGCGAAUCGGAGGGAUGCACAAAGUACUUUACCACACUCAGCGAUCUGAGGAAGCACAUUCGCACACACACCGGGGAGAAACCAUUCCGGUGUGACCAUGAUGGCUGUGGCAAAGCCUUUGCUGCAAGUCACCACCUAAAAACACAUGUACGGACACACACAGGGGAGAAGCCAUUCAACUGUCCCAGUGAUGGCUGUGAGAAGACUUUUAGCAGCCAGUACAGUUUGAAGAGUCACAUCCGGGGCCACGACAAAGGACAGCCCUUCAGCGUCACCCUCACCCAUCCGCUCUCUGAAGAUGCAAAUCACUCGCUGUGCCUCAGUGACUUGAGCCUGAUCUCUACAGACUCCGAGCUACGAGAGAACAUUCAUAAUGCUCAAAAUAUGGACCUCAACAACGUGACCCCAGUGAAAAUAUUUGAGCUCAUGUUCCAGAGUCCUGAAAAUAGUGUCAGCCAAGAUGAUGCCCAUCCCAGCGAGAGCCUUGCGGAACACUUCAGCCUAGAGGCCUCCACCCAACUGGGAGUGACUGAUGCUUCGCCUCUCAUCUCUUUCUCUAUCAGUCCUACCUCCUCAUCUUCCUGUUCCCACACCGCUGCAGUCAUGGAGGCUUCUUCCCAGCUCAGUAAGAGCUCUUCCUCUCAGGCCUCCACCCCUGCCUCUGUCACUGCUACUGUCAGCUCCACCCAGCCUCCCCCUUUCAUGCAGUUAAGUGGGCCUCAGCAGAUUUCCGAUCCUCAGGCGUCUGUCCAGCCACCAAACCACGUCACCCCUCAGCACUAUGUGGCACUGCCACCCACAUUCCUACAGCCAGACAGUGCUACACAGACCACUCCUUUACCACCACCCAUGUCUGCUCCACCUUCAGUGGCUUCUGCACUGACCACCACAGCGCCAGGCCACGCUGCUGCUGCUGCUGCUGUCGUUGCAGCUACCACAACAGAUGCUCUAGCUGCUGUGGCUCAACCUGUGCCUUUGGCCAACAACUCUGUCCCAAACUCUGGCCCCGGUCUGGCUACCACCCCUGCCACCAUCACCAUAGCGCCCAACCAGAACCUACUGCCGCCCGGCUUAGUCAUGUCUGACCAGAACCUCCAGUGGAUCCUCAGCAGUGCUGCCAACAACCAGCAAGCAGAGCAAGCACCGCAUCAAGGAGCUCCAAAAGUGGAAAAGGUUUUCUUCACUACAGCCAUACCAGUGGGGGGGAAUGCUGGCAACUCGGUCCAACAGAUCGGCCUCAGCCUGCCAGUCAUCAUCAUCAAACAGGAGGAAUCCUGCCAGUGCCAGUGUGCCUGCAGGGACUCUGCUAAAGAAAAAAGUGCAAAGAGUGCCUCCUCCUCCUCCUCCUCUGUCGUCUCAGCCCCAGCACAGCAGCCACCACCAGACCCCCCUCCCCCACCACCACCAUCAGAGCCUCCACACCAUCCAACGUCACCUUCCUCAUGCUGCCUCCCCAAGUCUUCCUCCAAGGCGGGUGAGGUGAGGCUGGAGGCCCCCCCCUCUUCUUCUACUACUUCUACUUCUUCGUCUACUUCCUCCUCCUCCUCCUCCACAGCUCAGACUUACUCCACGAUCGUGAGCAGCACUGCCACAAACCCGUCGUCAUCCGACGGGUUAGCCAGCAUGGACGUCUCAGACUUCCUCUCCCUGCAGAGCCCUGAGACGGCUGCCAACAUCGAGGCUCUGCUGCUGGUCGCAGACGACUUCAACAUGGCCACCGACGGCACUCCUUAGAAGAACUGCUUUCCGAGUCUGGCACCAUGUGUUUGUCUCGUCGCACCCACUCAUCCACAAGCAUAGAGUCCACCUACACCUUGAGUCAUUCUCCAAAGUGAUGCCUCUUCCUUCACCCUAUAUAGUGUGUGCAUCUAAACCACCUGUACCUGCAGUGCAUUCUGUCCUAUAUGGUACCGCCGUGCAGCAUAUAUAUACAAACUAUGAAUAACGUUUCUGUUGAGUCUCAUUGCAGUAGUUGAGUUUUUAGAAGACAGGAUUAGUUUGCGUAUCGAGAUUUAGCAACUUUAAUUAAUGCAGGGAAAAGGCAGUAGAUCCUUUUGUUAAAAACAAACAAAAAAACUGUAUAUAGUAAUCCUCGAGAUAUCCACUCUGAACCGAUUGAAACAAGCGAGUGUUGUCCAAGCACUGAUCAUUUUAGAGUUCCAUUCUCCUGACUGGGAGGCGACACGCCUCAGCAGGAAAUCUAAACUCUUCUGUAUAUCCUCGUACUGUACUACAGGUCCUAACAAAUUCUUAAAGCUGGUAUGCAACUGACUAGAAUGCACUGUAUAUUAGAGGAAUUUGCUAUAAUUUUACUCAAGCAUUGCUCUCAGCAGGAGUUUAGGGGCUGACCACACAGCCCUCCCCCCAUAUGGCUGAUAUGUAAUAUGAAGUGAUUUCCUCAGUUUUUUUAUUUUUUUUAUUUUGUUUGAUUGUUUUUUGGGGGUUUUUUAGAAAAACUAGUCCAUAAAAUGUGAUGAUUCUUUUCUAUUUGUUCGGACAGUCAUUUACUAAUUGAGAGAAGAACCUGUGAUCAGAUCUGCCUGUCUCUUUAAAUGACAUCAAUACGUUGCCUAUAACUUAAACUAACUUAAAAUUGUACAUGUUAAUUUAUUUAAAUGCUUGAUUCUUUCAUUUUUACUGGUAAUACUAUUAUCGUCAAGAUAGCAGAAAGAAAAAAAAAAGUUUAUUAAUUUAUUCCAAUCAUUUGUUGUAUUUUUUUAAGUUGAGCUGUUUUUUUUUUGUUUUUUUUCGUUACUGAAUUGUUUUCCUUUUUAAGAACGUAAUGGGUUUUACUAAAAGCAAGGUCGAGAACAGAGCCAGCUCUAGUAGACUGCACAGUGAAGCAAAUUAUCUUCUAGGAUCUACUUGUUUGCGAAGAUUGUCCACGAUUAAACAGUAAGGAACUACUGUCAACAUCCCACAGGUUUUUUUUUUUUUUUUAGGGUUGUGACCCUCUCAGGGAUGCAUCAAGUCAUGACUGAUCCUGGUUCCCCUAAUUUGUUACUCAGACAUGCGUUUUUUUUUUUUUUUCCUCACCAGAUGUCCCACACUUGCAGUAGCCCUACGUUUUUUGCUGCACUCUUCCCUGUUUAUUGCACACUAACUUGUAAAAGCGAGUAAUCCGACAGCUUGUUAGCUGAGGUGCAGCACCACUACAGACUUUUUUUGUAUACAACUGCUGUAAAGUAGCAUUUAAAAAGACGGUGUCCUGGCGACAGUGUAAAUAUAGUACAUUUUAGUGUAAACAUGUUUGAGAAACUUGUAGAUUAUUCUAGAAUUUGUAUUUUUGUAUAGAUUUUUGAAUUACUAACUCUCAGAGUUCGGAGCUAAUGUAUACCCUCUUAUCCUUUCAUUCUUCCGCCUGUCACGUUUAUGCAGAAGAGGUUUUUUUUUUGUUUUUUUUUGCCGUGUUUAGUCGAAUAGUUCUACAAGCAGCUGUGCUUCUGUACAGUCCCUAUAGUAACGACAUGUAUGUAACACAUAGCCUCCUGCUCAGAGUAUAAUUUAACAGUAUUGUUAUCACACGGGACACAAUGCAAUGAUGACAGAGCAAAGGCACGACGCCCUGUAAAUUAGAGUGUAGAGCUACUUGGCCUUACAACACAAACUGUUCUGUGAGCCUCUUUGCCUUGACGCUCUCCGACAUGUCGACACACUCAUCUCCACUGACUCUCAGGCGAUCAUUUCCAGCAGCAGAUCACACUGAGGCUAAAGCGCUGAAAACGUCGUGUUGUUUUACCGCUGUCAUGUUUGGAAAGUCCUUAAUAGAUAUGCAGCGUUGCUAAAAGAAAAUACAUAUGAUCAACUACAUCACACAUGAUGUGAUUCUGCAUUUUAAUUCCAGGUUGUAGGAUCAAACCAAACAGACAACCACUUUUUUUUUUUUGUCUUUUUGCCAUAAUUUAGGAGGAGAGCUUUCCCUCGAGUCACAGGUGCCCAGAGCGCGGUAGAUAAAUUGCAAGAGGCUCCUGUUGCACAUUUUGUGUUUGAAACCAUUCCACGUAUGCAGUAUUUGACAUCUGGAGCGUCUACGUCAGAAGUUGGCUCUAUUUGGAUUAGAAAAAUGUAACGUAGUGUCCCUGUUAAAAUACUGCCAGGAGUCAGGCAUGUACAUCACGACACAUUCUCAUACAUGCAUACUGUCGAUGAACACAACUAUGCAAUUUUAAGGUGUGGCAUUCACAAGUUUAAAUACUAACUCCAUCUGAGAAAGUUUAUUAACGCCUCGCUCCAUGAAAUUAUAUUCUGCUUACAACUUGUACGCCGGACUCCAGCGGCAAGAGUGUGCAUUUCCACUGCAUUGAUUUUGAAGCAUGCUUCUUGGACUUCAGUAUAUUUCAUUAUUUGCACUGGAGUGGUUGAAUCCAGACUCUGUAGUGCGACCAUCAAGUACUGUUCCCAUGAAUGUUGCUCUACAGUUAUUCUUUCACAUGCCUCUGAGGUUUUAAAUCCAACUGAAUCUGUACUGAGGGAGUACGUUGGCGAAUGAAUGGUUCUGUUUUAAGAAUUUCUUUGGUCAAAUGUACACAGCAUUUCCUUUUUUUUUUUUUUGUGGUGGACAUGUUUCGUUGAGCUCACUCCAUUGAUGUAAUUCAUCUCAGCCUUUCACAUACUUAAAAGUUGACUUUCACCUUCACCAAUGAGAGUCAAACUUACUGCUGCCAAUAUUUGUUUUAACCAUUAAGCAGAGACGUUGUUUUUGACUUGUGGCCCAGGUUUGUGUGGCCGACGAUCACCUGCAAAGGUAACGCCGGCACAUCACUGAUGGUGACAUUUGUUUGGAAGCAGAUUGUUUGAUCACAAACAUAAAGCCAGAGUGAUUUUUUUUUUCUCUUCUUUUGGAAAGUGAGAUCCAGAAUUUCUGUCAUCUCCAACAUUUUUCCAAAUGGGCAAUAUUUAACAAAAAUACAAAGUCAAAAAAAGAAACUGUAUGCUUCCAAAGGAAUGUCUUUACACCCAAAGAGUGAGGAAUUGUUAAGGAUUUGUAUUUUUAAAGAAUGUAUAAUGUGAAAAUGUUUGCUUAUGCUUGUUUCAUAUGAAAUAUAAUAACUUUCUGAAUUGAGAGCAAUAUAAUACUAAUAAAACCUUAUCCUUGUCACGGA